CCAACAAAAUGGAUUGCUAACUCCUAUUUCUUAUUUAAUUAAUCGAUCAACUUGCUAUCGGACAUUUUUUUUUUUUGGAUUCGAUAAUUUUCAUUUUCGCAAAAAAUUUCGACAUAUUUUAACUAUAAUAUUAUGACAAUCAAUCCUACUACUUCUGGUUCUGGGGUUUCCACGCUUGAAAAAAAAAACCUGGGGCGUAUCGCUCAAAUUAUUGGUCCGGUCCUGGACGUAGCUUUUCCUCCAGGCAAGAUGCCCAAUAUUUACAAUGCUCUAGUAGUUAAGGGUCGAGAUACUAGUGGUCAACCAAUUAAUGUGACUUGUGAGGUACAACAGUUAUUAGGAAAUAAUCGAGUUAGGGCUGUAGCUAUGAGUGCUACAGAUGGUCUAACACGAGGAAUGGAAGUUAUUGACACAGGAGCUCCUUUAAGCGUUCCAGUCGGCGGCACGACUCUCGGACGAAUUUUUAACGUGCUUGGGGAACCUGUUGAUAAUUUAGGUCCCGUAGACACCAGCACAACAUCUCCUAUUCAUAGAUCUGCGCCCGCCUUUACACAGUUAGAUACAAAAUUGUCUAUUUUUGAAACCGGAAUUAAAGUGGUAGAUCUUUUAGCUCCUUAUCGCCGUGGAGGAAAAAUAGGACUGUUUGGGGGAGCAGGAGUGGGUAAAACAGUACUCAUUAUGGAAUUGAUCAACAACAUUGCAAAAGCUCAUGGGGGCGUAUCCGUAUUUGGCGGAGUAGGUGAACGUACUCGUGAAGGAAAUGAUCUUUACAUGGAAAUGAAAGAAUCCGGAGUUAUCAAUGAACAAAAUAUUGCAGAGUCAAAAGUGGCUUUAGUCUAUGGUCAAAUGAAUGAACCGCCGGGGGCACGUAUGAGAGUUGGGUUAACUGCCCUAACUAUGGCGGAAUAUUUCCGAGAUGUUAAUGAGCAAGACGUACUUUUAUUUAUCGACAAUAUCUUCCGUUUCGUCCAAGCAGGAUCUGAAGUAUCUGCCUUAUUGGGUAGAAUGCCUUCCGCUGUGGGCUAUCAACCUACUCUUAGUACCGAAAUGGGCUCGUUACAGGAAAGAAUUACUUCUACAAAAGAAGGGUCCAUAACUUCGAUUCAAGCAGUUUAUGUACCUGCAGACGAUUUGACCGACCCCGCUCCUGCCACGACAUUUGCACAUUUAGAUGCUACUACCGUACUAUCAAGAGGAUUGGCGGCCAAAGGGAUCUAUCCAGCGGUGGAUCCGUUAGAUUCAACGUCAACUAUGCUCCAACCUAGGAUCGUUGGCGAGGAACAUUAUGAAACUGCGCAAAGAGUUAAGCAAACCUUACAACGUUACAAAGAACUUCAAGAUAUUAUCGCUAUCCUUGGAUUGGACGAAUUAUCUGAAGAAGAUCGUUUAACUGUAGCAAGAGCACGAAAAAUUGAGCGUUUCUUAUCACAACCCUUUUUCGUAGCAGAAGUAUUUACAGGCUCUCCAGGAAAAUAUGUUGGCCUAGCAGAAACAAUUAGAGGAUUUCAAUUAAUUCUUUCCGGAGAAUUAGAUGGUCUUCCCGAACAAGCCUUUUAUUUGGUAGGUAACAUCGAUGAAGCUACCACGAAAGCUAUAAACUUAGAAAUGGAGAAAGUAAAAGCAAUCAUUUUAUCUACUAAUAGUGGCCAAAUCGGCGUAUUAAAAGACCAUGCCGCUACUGCGACAGCCGUAGAUAUAGGUGUUUUAAGAAUGUUAGGCCUUGACGACCAAUGGUCAACAAUGGCUCUGAUGGGCGGUUUUGCUAGAAUAAGCAAUAAUCAGAUUACUAUUUUAGUAAAUGAUGCUGAGAAGGGUAGUGACAUUGAUCCACAAGAAGCUCAGGAAACUCUUGAAAUAGCAGAAGCUAACUUGAAGAAGGCGGAAGGAAAGAGACAAUUAAUUGAAGCAAAUCUAGCUCUCAGACGAGCUAGGACACGAGUAGAGGCUCGCAAUACAAUUUCGUAAGCUGUUGGUGCGUCCGAAUAAUCAAAAGAAGUUCCCUUGUCGGUAGAAUCUAUAUAUAGAAUGCAACAAAAAAAAAAAAGAAAUAGAAAAA
Messenger RNA from Amaranthus tricolor (Joseph's coat), 2056 nucleotides. RefSeq names its product ATP synthase subunit beta, chloroplastic-like. The record is from RefSeq and is a predicted model, not a curated record. Bases 133 to 1965 code for a protein of 610 amino acids. NCBI's taxonomy places the organism in Eukaryota, Viridiplantae, Streptophyta, Magnoliopsida, Caryophyllales, Amaranthaceae. Gene Ontology annotation, molecular function: proton-transporting ATP synthase activity, rotational mechanism; ATP hydrolysis activity; ATP binding. Gene Ontology annotation, cellular component: chloroplast thylakoid membrane. The transcript has 2 exons. Gene Ontology annotation, biological process: proton motive force-driven mitochondrial ATP synthesis; proton transmembrane transport.